Messenger RNA from Lottia gigantea (owl limpet), 621 nucleotides. RefSeq lists its product as hypothetical. The record is from RefSeq and is a predicted model, not a curated record. The transcript is spliced from 3 exons. Lineage: Eukaryota; Metazoa; Mollusca; Gastropoda; Lottiidae. The annotation marks the transcript as partial.
GUGUUCGUUAUCCAUACUACUGUAAACAUUUUCUGUUUAAAGUACAGAGUAGUGGUCGUUAUAUAUACCACUGUAAACAUUUUCUGUUUAAAGUGCAGCACAGUGGUCGUUAUCCAUACCACUGUAAACAUUUUCUGUUUAAAGUACAGAGUAGUGGUCGUUAUAUAUACCACUGUAAACAGUUUCUGUUUAAAGUACAGCACAGUGGUCGUUAUCCAUACCACUAGGAAAGUGUUCGUUAUCCAUACUACUGUAAACAUUUUCUGUUUAAAGUACAGAGUAGUGGUCGUUAUAUAUACCACUGUAAACAUUUUCUGUUUAAAGUACAGCACAGUGGUCGUUAUCCAUACCACUGUAAACAUUUUCUGUUUAAAGUACAGAGUAGUGGUCGUUAUAUAUACCACUGUAAACAUUUUCUGUUUAAAAGUAGUGGUCGUUAUAUAUACCACUGUAAACAUUUUCUGUUUAAAGUACAGCACAGUGGUCGUUAUCCAUACCACUGUAAACAUUUUCUGUUUAAAGUACAGAGUAGUGGUCGUUAUAUAUACCACUGUAAACAUUUUCUGUUUAAAGUACAGCGCAGUGUCCGUUAUCCACACCACUGUAAAUAGUUCUGUUUAA